Messenger RNA from Volvox carteri f. nagariensis, 735 nucleotides. RefSeq lists its product as uncharacterized. The transcript has 7 exons. The record is from RefSeq and is a predicted model, not a curated record. NCBI's taxonomy places the organism in Eukaryota, Viridiplantae, Chlorophyta, Chlorophyceae, Chlamydomonadales, Volvocaceae. The coding region runs from base 1 to 735 and encodes 244 amino acids.
AUGACAUCAGAACUAGUCGCAGCCGAUCCUGAUCUGAUGUCGUAUCAGAAUCGAAACAACCAAACAAACUACAAAGAUCUGCGACCUCGGCAGGGCGGUACUUUGGGUAGACAUAUUUAUAAAUCGUAUUCAUACGUCAAGACUCCCGCGACCCAGGAACCUCUGCCAGUUCUAUUGCUCGACUUCAUUUCCUGUGUCUGCCUUUGCGCCAUGGACACGUUAGAAUAUAACGUGCUUCGUGAAAGAGCUUGUAAUGCACCUGGAGCGCUGUUGCAACCAUCAGUUGAAGAGAUGCAACAGUGGGUGACAAGCCUGAACAGAAGGCGGAGCUUGCACUUCACGGCUGGUAUGGAGCCUUCAGGGCAUUACGAGGCCUCUUUCAGGGAGCUGGAGCAGCGUUACCAGUUGGAGGACGUGUGGGGCCACAAUACGACGCCUGCGAUGCAGACCCUGGAGUGCAUCCAAAAGGUGAAGCAGGCGCUCGUGGAGGAAGCGGCAGACGACACGAUUUCCAGCAGCACGUUUUCGGUGCUUGUUGCGCUCAGCGUGGUGGCGGCGGUGGCGAUCGUGCUCACCUGGCCGCAGCGUUGGAAACAAGAAUGGAUGAAGGGCCCUCUGGGCGUUGUGCGUUGUGGGGAGCUGGUUUUGGAGCGGAGGCCCCAUGGACUUGUGAGGAAGGCGGUGCCGGUUAAUGCCUCUUGCGCUGCCGGCAUUACUGCACACGAACACGAGUAG